Molecule: messenger RNA, 639 nt
Organism: Sphaeroforma arctica JP610
Lineage: Eukaryota; Ichthyosporea; Ichthyophonida
Product: Ras-like protein Rab-7a
Exons: 6
Coding region: 1-639 (212 amino acids)
Molecular function (GO): GTPase activity; GTP binding
Source: RefSeq, a predicted model, not a curated record
AUGGGUAUGAAUUUUACGCAAGCCACCUGGUUCUGCUUGGAUGUCAUUAUACUAGGAAAUUCGGGAGUGGGGAAGACGUCACUCAUGAAUCAGUUCGUGAAUAAGAAGUUCAGCAGCCAGUACAAAGCAACGAUUGGGGCAGAUUUUCUGACCAAAGAAGUCAUCGUCGAUGACCGUGUGGUGACUCUUCAGAUCUGGGACACCGCCGGACAAGAACGGUUCCAAUCACUGGGUGUAGCGUUUUACAGAGGGGCUGAUUGCUGUGUGUUGUGUUACGACGUGACUGUCAACAAAACAUUUGAGGCCCUGGGCAGCUGGCGGGACGAGUUUCUGAUCCAAGCAAGUCCCAGAGAUCCGGAUAACUUCCCGUUUGUUUGUUUGGGUAACAAAGUGGACCUCGACCAGCGACAGGUUCUGGCGCAGGAUGCGCAGGAGUGGUGCGAAUCUAAAAAUAGCAUUUCACACUUCGAAACGUCAGCGAAAGAAGCCAUCAACGUCGAAAAGGCUUUCCUCGAAAUUUCGCGUGCUGCGCUGCGACAAGAAGCAGAAGACCAAGCAUAUACCAAUGACUACUCGGACACAAUCAAAAUUAACUCCAACCAGAGUCAACCUCAGCAGGCCGACAGCUGUCAGUGCUAA